UCUCGUCGGAGACUCUGUCGAUUGCGGUUGUUGUAAGUACAACCCUUGGCCGCGUGUGUUUUGAUGGUGCAUUGCUUUCCAGUCCUGUUUGGUUCAGAGUUCAACCAGCUACAGACUAAGAACUCUAAGGAAAGCACUGCUAAGCUUUCGAGUGCGCUUUUACUUUGCGGGACGUUCGACGCGUAAAAUCACGCGCGUGACUUAACUAUCUACUCAUGCGAGUUGCUAAUUCCGGUAGACAAGUAAUCGGUGUAUAUGUGUGUGCUAGUGCGUGUACUAUACGUGCCAAAAUAAUCCUUUCGAAUUUUUCCAGUUGAAAAUUGGAAAGUGAGUUUAAUUGAGUUAGACCAAGUGGAAAGUGUACUGUUGGUGGGUUCGCCUUGUGGGGUCAGAAUUAACAUCGUUCUAUUGUGAGUUGAUUUCAGUUGCCGGUGUUCGGUUGGAAAAAACACCCCCCACAAGGGGGUGGAGUCCUAGUGAAUGUUAUCUAGUUUAUUUCGCUUUUGUGAUUGAAUGGAAGAGAAUGAAAAAGGGCAGCAAGCAACAAGAAGAAAAGAAUUAAUGUGCAAAAUUUAGAUUUAUUCUCCCUGGAUGGCGGUGUGCCGUGGCUGGGGCCAAAAGUGAAAGAUUUAUACGUUGUCAAGCGAGCAGCUUUCGUUCGUGCAGGAGCCAACCUGCUGUUGCUGAGUGUCAGAGUAAAAGGAAGCACUUUUUUUCUUGCUCCGGAUGUUUCUUGCAUGGAAAACAUUGGAUCGGUUCCAUCCUUUCUGUAGAUGUGCUCUUUUGUGUUGAGUUAACUUGUUGUAGAAAUAAGUGCUAAGGGCUAAAGGAUAGCGAAUAAAUCCUGUAAAGCAGGCAGCUCAAGUGAUAUAAAUUAAAUGGAGAAUUAAUGUUUAUUGCAUCUAGAUUUAGGCGGCAACAGAAAAAAAAAAUCCAAGUUUUGAUGGGACAAUUUUGAUAACCUGAAGGUGAUAGUUGGUACAGUUUUCAACUGUUGCGUUGUUCUGUUCGAAAUAUCUACGAAGCACUUAAAAUCAGUUGUGAUGUGAAUUGUAUAAACGUGUCUUCAAUUGAGCAGAUUCCGAACAAGCUUCAAGAAGCAGUGUUAUCAAAAAAGUGUAGUUAAUAUCAAGUGAACUGUGCAACCAAUUUACAACUAUAGUUCGACCAAGCAAGUUGACAAGUUUGAUACUAGUUUUGUGUUUGUAGUUGUGAUUUUUCUGAAAGGAUUAUCUUGCUGUUGAAAUCAUUCACGCGGCUGCCCACAAACUGAUCCAGUCAACUGUGCAGUUUUGAAACAAUAAAAUUUGAAACACCGUCGGCACCGGGAACAAGUCUUAUGCGUCAGUUCAUCGAAAAAAAAUAUUCGACGAUGGCGUCACUUCAGAGAAACGUUUAAAAUUGGUCACUUGGACCCUGGUUUGACCUGCACUUAUUCCUGACGAGAACGAUACUACGACCUACAUCUAAAUAUUUGAAAGGUACCCAUAUUCAACAAAGUAACAAAUUCUGCAAAUAUCCUGCUGUAAGAUGGCACACCUUCACCGGCACCGGCGGGAGUCGGCCAGUGACAACAGUGCCCCGUCCACAUCGAGCAAAUCGGACAGCUCCGAUGGAUCCGCAUCGGAAAUCUGCGAAGUAAUUCAAGAAUGGUCCCUGGACGCCGAAUCGCAGUCAAUUCCCAGCCAGAUCAGUAGCGGAAGUAGUUCGAGCGGCAGUAGCCACCAUCACCACCAUCACCAUCAUCAUCAUCACCACCAACAUCGCCAACAGCAGCAGCAGCAACAACAACAACAACAACAGCUAGCAGCCAUGAAUGGAAACUACAUCAACGAAGACGACACUGAGUUGGACUACGGCAAGCACGAUCUGAUCAGUCUGGAUAAUGGCAUGAUUACAGAUUUCGAACGAGCCCAAGUGGAAAGCUUCUUCAGUGGUUUGGGCACGGAGGUCUACGUCAGCACAUCGUUGGCCAACCUAUACGAAAGCAUCGGUAAGGAAGACUGGCGCCUAGUGUACACCGGCAUCCCCGUAUUGCUGCAUGACAAAGGCUGCACCCGGUCCCGGUGCACUCCACGAGUAAGUUUCGUCCUGGCCGAACGGGGCACCUGUUUCGCCCUGUGGAAGGACACCAUCGACAAUCUUUCCGACUAUAAGGUAGCAGCGGCCGCCUUUCACACCAUGUGUCUCUCAGCAGACCACCGCAAACUAAUCGGAUUCAGUUUCGACUCGAACCAGGCGGCCCGCGAAAUGUGGGUUCGCGUCGAAGAACUGAUCAGCAAUCCGGAAAACAUAGCCCUCUCGGUACCGGGACGAAAGCGAAAGUCCAAGAAAAGUUCCAAGCCGAUCAUUCUACCGCCAAAGUCACAAAUCUCACAGCCCUGUCAGUUCCAUCACGUGACCAGCGUCACCAUCAGUGAUGCCCAGCGGUAUUUUAGUCUGCAGGCAUUCGUGGCACCGCCGGUCAAGCACCGGGCGCCGUAGUCCGGAGCGUGCGGGAGCCGAUUUUUUUCGCUCUUUUGAGUUCCGAUCCGGAAUCGAUUUACCGAGAAAUUGCGCACCAGACAACGAUUUAUCAUAGUCUAGUUGUUGUUUCUUUUUACUGGUUAAUUUUCUCUACCCUGUAUUUGUGGCGGCUGGGCAUACCAACUUUAAACACAUUCAUUUUAGCAGUCAUCCGAGAUGAGAGGGAAUUUUAAUUUUUAAUUAUUGUACGAAAACUGCGUUGAAAGGGAAAUACGAGAAGCCUUGUUAAUAAUUAAAUUUAUUUAACGCCACCCGAUCUGCGGCGCCCUUUGAUGCGACUUUACCGGCAGAGUCAGCCGCGAAAAAAUAAAACGGGAUUGCUUACGGUUCUAGUGGAAACGGUUGCCAUGAUGCUACCUACAUAUAUAUACGUAUACCCUUUAAUUAAUUUACUGCAUGUUUGUACUGCAUCCGCCUCCGGUCGGGAACGGUCCCUAUCGGAUUGCGGCAUAAAAGCCGCACAGGUCAACUUGACUUGUUGACUUUUUUUUUGGGCUUUGCGGAAUCGAAAUCCCUUUUUGAUUGUUUUUUAUUGUAGCCAAUAAGUACAAUUAGCUUUUUUUAAAUGUUACUGUAACUACAUUUGAACUGAUAUAGGCUGACAUUGUCUGUUAGAUCAAUUCGAAUUACAUUACAUCAAAUUUCAAGGGAAGAAUAAGAAGUGAAAGAUCGCCAAUUAAAUGUACAGUGUACAUACAGUGUCUGUGAUAAAUUGAUCAGUCCACGAACUAAAUCUUAAUGGAAAACUCGGUCAGUGGUAACAAGUUAAAUGUUGGUAGAAAUCAAGAUAAUUGAUCAAUGAUCACACGAACAAACGAACGAGCAGCAAUAAGGUUAAUUGUGCUUCUUCAAAAAAGAGUUUCCGUUGUAAUUUGCCAGUUGGCUUUACAUAAUUCCUCAAUUCAAUAUGAAGUCUAAAUCGAAAUAAGUCCACCUUCAUCGACUACUUUAACGAAACGAACAUUCUAGCGAUAAUGGUUAUUUUAAAUUUCAUCCAAAUCAUCCCGAGAACUUUAUCGAAAUCAAUAAUCCGAAAGGAUCGUUCGCGUUUACGUGGAAAUAUAUAGCCAUUACACAGGACCACACUUUCUUGCAUCUCAUUCUCCUCACCAUCCACGUUCCAUGGAGCAAACGGCACCAAAUAACAUUGUCUUUGUAAACUUCUGGAAACGAAGCAACAUUUUCCUGUUAGUUAAUAUACAGCACAAACCCAUUCACCCUUUCUUCGAAGUUGUUUCAAACAUUUACGAAUAGUCAACGUAGAUUUAAGAAGUGAACAAACUUUAGAACACACUGUCCAAUAAUGCUUUAUUUUGAUGAUUCUGUAAAUAAUUGUAUGCGUGUAAGUUAAAAUACUGAAAUAAACUAAUGUGGAAAUUGA
Molecule: messenger RNA, 3907 nt
Organism: Topomyia yanbarensis
Lineage: Eukaryota; Metazoa; Arthropoda; Insecta; Diptera; Culicidae
Gene: MESR3
Exons: 9
Coding region: 1531-2484 (317 amino acids)
Biological process (GO): regulation of transcription by RNA polymerase II
Cellular component (GO): nucleus
Molecular function (GO): DNA-binding transcription factor activity, RNA polymerase II-specific; RNA polymerase II cis-regulatory region sequence-specific DNA binding
Source: RefSeq, a predicted model, not a curated record